Messenger RNA from Porites evermanni, 4030 nucleotides. The record is from the annotation of a GenBank genome assembly. NCBI's taxonomy places the organism in Eukaryota, Metazoa, Cnidaria, Anthozoa, Scleractinia, Poritidae.
AUGCCGCACAUCUUGGUUCUGUGCACAGUGGUUUCGCUCUUCUACUUGCCAGAAAUAGACAGCCUUAGAGCAGGAGCAAGUUGGGCACGUGGUUUAAAAAAGAUUCAGGAUAACAUUCUAAAUCUAGCUCACCCGAUUCGAAUGUUAAGUACAGGUUCAUCACUAACAUCAGUGUAUGUAGGUGGUACUGGUAUCUGGUGGAGAUCUGGUGUAAUUGGCUCGAUUUCCCAAAUGGAGCAAGGAGAGAAAGAAAAAGCAAUGGAAACACUCAACAUCGCUAUCGCAACGCUAGCCGUGUUCGACACAACACAAGCAACAGUAUCCCCUAUCGCGUCUGGACUGAUUGAUCAGUUAGUAAAACACAAGGGAAAAUUCCCUCAAACAAUCAGUGGAUUUAAAGAGUAUAACAAAGUAGUGGCAGAACGAGUGGUCAGCGGUAAUGCAGAUGAUGUUGAUGAUAUCAUUGAUAGUGCAAAAGCAUUAAAGAGAAAAAUAGGAGAAUUUUUUGACAACGAAGUUACUACAUUUAUGAAAAACACCCAAGGAUACGACGAUCUCGUGACAAGUCUCAAAAAUGCAAAACGGUGGGCAAAGGCGUUAAAAUGGGCCGACACGAUAAGUGGGCCUCUCUUUGAUGCCGCUAAUGUUGCUUUUUGUGGCUGGCAAUUGCAUAACGCAAUCAAUGAUGAGGACUCUCCACCCGAGGUGAAGUCUUUGAAUAUUGCAAGUGCAUCACUGGGGGUGGCCAGCGGAGCAGUUGGAGUGACAGCAUUCGUUGUGGGGGCAUUGGCAACGGCUGGUAGCACACUGGCUGCUGUGGCAGGUCCUGUCGGCGCUAUUAUAGGAUGCUUGCUUUCUCUUGCAGCAAUCAUCGUCGACUUGAUUAAUUCUGUGAAUCCUUACGGCACAAUAAAAGAUCAUCUUGAAACAAUACAGAAACUCAAAGAAGGUUCGCUGUUGUAUCUUCAAAACCAAGUAAACAUCACCCAUCAAGUCACUCCCGCAUUCAAGCAAAAUACUGGCUUUGACACCAUUUACGAAAUUAACCAGGGAAAUUUGAUACAAGGGAUGCGUACCGAGUCAGUUCAACAUAUUUCGGGCGUUGAUGAUGAUCCAAAUAUCAUGUUUAAGGCUACAAUCAGUCCAGGUCAAGAGAACGGCUACCUUACAAUGGGAAAGAACCGAAUGUUUGACAAGUCAGAAUAUGGCAAUAUCAUUUUCAGGCCAAAAGGUAUAGUUCCGAUUGGCUAUGACUUCUAUGGGAACAUAACAAAACCCAACGGAAAGGGAAUGACGGUCGUUGCUAACACGGCUAUGGUCGCCGAGCUCUUUUGGAUAAGGGGAGUUAAUAUUGACACUCGAGUAGCAAACGAUGAAGAAGAGAGAAACCCUGAUAAUGUUGUGAUUGGAGAAAUGACAGGCCUUGCGUACUCAGAUCAUUCAAUCAGAGUUGAUACAGGUGCAGGGGACGACUUACUCCAGGUUACAGGAGUACCUUGCAAUUACUAUACUUAUCACCAGAACUGUUUUUGGGGUACACUUGGUACAGGAAUCAAUACAUUAUCAUUUCAAGGGAUGAACACAAAGAGACUUGAGUUUCCAACAGGCCGAACUGGUAGGGCGCCCAAAAUUCUCGUUGGUAUUAAGUACGAUAUUAGAUCCACGGGGAUGGUACCAAGCUCCGAAAUUUACUUGAGAUUGAAGGACUCACCAGUAACAGAAAGGUCACAACUACACGAAUACAGAAUCGGCUACGUAACCGGUGUUAAUGUAUUUCACGGUAUGUAUUAAACUUAAUCAAUGUUUGGCACUGUGAAACAAAUGACGGAAGAGAGAGAUAACUCGAGUGAAAAUUCAAGAGCUAAAAAUAACCCCUCAGAACCCACUCUUCGCCACAAUGCACCAUCGUAAUUACCUACGAUUUCAUAAGUCCAAACCUCGCAGCUUAAUAGGUAAAGCAAUGGUAGAUCUCAUCGCAUAGGGGUAUAAAGCUUUCUCUCUUUGUCUCUUGGUUUCCCUAAUUCCUUUACUAGUGUUGUUGCGGUCAUUGGGCUUUUAAUGCUUAUUUCUAGCACCUGAUUUUGCACUUCACAGCUAAUUCUCUAUUCCAUCAUUAAUAAUGUUCGCUCCGACAAGAUGCUAGCGCUCGAAAGGACAGCUUUUCAAUCUCCUAAGGGAGACAGAUCUACCUUAAAAACUCAGUUGGUACGAUCAAAUUUUUAAUUAGUUUUUAUUAUUUAACAACACUCUUACUUGUCUAAGAUUUCUUCGGCAGAAAUUGUUUUCAUCAACUUCCCUUUGGCUAAAAAUCAUCACCAGAAAGUUUUUAAAAAGAGAAUGUAAAUGAGCAAGAGUGAAACCUCGAUAGUAGGGCCAACUUCAAGUCACUGUCAAAAAUUGUUAGAUUAUAUAACGAGGUUCCAUUAUAUCGAGGUUCUCUUCCUACUGGGGCGAAGAAAAUCGUUCGUUAUAUAGCGAGACGUUUGUUAUAUCGAGGUUCGCAAAACGAACACAAUGAAUGACUGCAAAUUGCUUUAAGAAGGUUGAUCAGAGAAAGAACCGACAAAAAGCAAUGGGCCCCUCCUCAGACUAGAACAUUUUGAUAAGUGAUCAAUCAUCAACAGAAGCUUAUCUAAAACCUGUCUAAAAAGACUACACUUCUUCCGUUCGGGAUCUUCUAUCAGGCAAGAGGGAAACGAUUGGGACCAAGUUGAAAAAGUCUCUCUGUCGCUUGAAGAAAAAAUGACACAUGCGCCAGUUCUCGCUCAUUACUGCUCCAAAAAGCAAACCAUUCCAUCUGCAGACGGCUAUCGUAUGGAUUGGGAGCGGUCAAAGACUAUAGAGAGUUUAAGCAGCGACCCACUUCAACCAGAAGUUCGCCAUUUUUAAAUUUGUAAAUGCCUUGACGCUACCAAAUCUGUAGUACUUAGUGACCUUAAUCUUAUGGAGACGAUUAGCCCAAAAAAUGUGUUCAAAGUCGCGGCUCAAGAGUGCAAAAAGUCCACUUUCGGUCGACGUGCGUUGCUCAAAAACGUGGCUGCUUAAACUCCCUAAAGACACCUUGUGCAGAGUGGAUUCAUCGGUUCAUUUGAUCUACCAUGAUCCGAGUGUUUUCGGAUCACUGAUCCUAAUCCGGAUCGUCCCAAAGGAACGCACCCUUAGUUUGGUGCGGCAAAAGCGUUAAGUAAAACUUUCGUCGAACUUAGCUUGGGCGCAAAACAUGGUGCGCCGUCUGAAUCAGAUGUCGCGCCAGUGUCGCUCCAAAGUCGAACUUAUUCAGUUGAAAUCUAGAAUCCAGUCUUGGAUUCCCUUAGAUGGAGCGAAAUUAUCUUUCACAAUUAAUAACCAUUGAAUACUUCUCCUGGCCUCCUCUCUUCGUUUCGCUUACGAUACUACUAGGGAGGAUGUCUUUAAGUGGUUUUUAUUAACUUGUCAGUACGAAAACGACUUUUCCCUGGCCCAUGGGCUUAAGUAAAAUUUUAAUAUCAAAUAACAUACUUGUGACGGAAAACAUGUAUCAUCCAUCACAUUUUAAUGCAAAGACCAAAACUACUUGAUACUCUAUAUACCAAUAAGCAAAUCUCUUGAAAUGAAAAGUUCAGUUUGCUCUAAUUCAACUUUUCUUUUUACGAUAACUUCACAGUGAGCAGAAAAUCGACUGAUCUCAUCACGUAAAUGCUGAUUUGUUUUUUAUUUUACAGGGUCUCCAAUGGAUGACGAAAUUGCGAUGGGAGAGGACAAGAGUUGUGUAGUGAAAAACGAUGGCGGAAGAAACAAUUAUGUCAUCUAUCUGACCAAUGAGCACGACUUUACUCAUACGAUAAUUGAUGAAUCAGAAACACUCGGUCAAAUUUACCUCGUUAAGAAGACAAAAUAUGGUAACGGAUAUUAUAAGAUUUCCCCUGACGAUAUUGGUUACGAUGAGGAAACGCAAACCAUAGUGAUCUUCAUGAAAGACAAUAAUGGUCUGAGGCAUACGUUCACUGGGAGGAUUAUUAUCAAACGACCCCGAAGGCCAACCACAAGUUAA